Messenger RNA from Pseudophryne corroboree (corroboree frog), 3298 nucleotides. RefSeq names its product espin-like. Bases 366 to 2903 code for a protein of 845 amino acids. NCBI's taxonomy places the organism in Eukaryota, Metazoa, Chordata, Amphibia, Anura, Myobatrachidae. Gene Ontology annotation, cellular component: cytoplasm. The transcript has 14 exons. Gene Ontology annotation, biological process: actin filament bundle assembly. The record is from RefSeq and is a predicted model, not a curated record. Gene Ontology annotation, molecular function: actin filament binding.
AGGAGGAGGAGGGCAGACAGUUGAGAGAGGGAUGUGUGUGUCCUGCAGCAUCAGAUACUACUAUCCAGGACCAGCACAGGAGAUCAGGCUACAAUCCCACCACCCAGAGGAAGGUUCACCUGGGGGCCAUGUGCCAAACGCGGGGAUCUGAGCCAUCCAGCAGGAUCAUGCAUGUGAGACCCAGGCGGGAGAGCUAGGGGACAGAACUCCGCUGCAGACCCGCAAAUGUGCAUUACCCAGCGCUCUGGGCGCCUGCAAGCAGCCACCCCGGGCAUAAAGUCGGGACAGCACAGUGGAUAAGAAGAGUUGCAGCACUUCCAGCGGCCUGGAUGGCACCCGGGGGGCGAUGAUCUGCGGGAGUGCCCAUGGACCCUAGUAGUGACCUGCUGGGCACGAUGGCCCUGGAGAGGGUGCUGCAGGCGGCCAGGCACGGGGACCUGGAGGCGCUGAGGGCCCUGCACGCAGGGGGCCAGCUGCAGCCGGGUGUGAGGGACCCCAUGGGCGCCUCUGUGGUGCACCACGCUGCGAGGGGAGGGAAGCUCGCCUGUCUGCGCUACUUAGUGGAUGAGGCGCAGUUGGAGGGUAACUGCCAGGCCCGGAACGGGGCUACACCGGCCCAUGACGCAGCUGCCACCGGCAACCUGUCCUGCCUGCAAUGGCUGCUCACACAGGGGGGCUGUGACUUUGAGGACAAAGACAAUUCUGGUGCCACUAUUCUGCACUUAGCAGCCAGGUUUGGCCACCAUGAAAUAAUUGGUUGGUUACUACGGUUUGGAACCAACGAUGCUAUGAUAGCAACAGACACCGGAGCACUACCUGUACAUUACGCCGCGGCCAAAGGAGAUCUCUCUACCUUGCAGCAUCUCUUAGAGUACUGCCCAAAUGCUAUAAAUUCUCAGACAAAGAAUGGUGCCACACCCCUCUACUUAGCCUGCCAGGAAGGACACUUGGAAGUCAUUCAGUAUUUGGUGAAGGACUGUGGGGCUGAUCCUCACAUAAGAGCGGCUGAUGGCAUGACCCCUUUGCAUGCAGCUGCCCAGAUGGGUCACAGUACAGUUAUCGUGUGGUUGAUGAGUUUUACAGACAUCAGUCUUUCUGAUCGCGACGCCGAUGGAGCCACUGCCAUGCAUUUUGCUGCAAGCCGAGGUCAUGCGAAGGUGCUAAGCUGGCUCUUUCUCCAUGGAGGGGAUAUGAGCACCGAUAACUUUGGAGGAACCCCGCUACAUGAUGCUGCAGAGAACGGAGAACUUGAGUGCUGUCAGAUCCUUGUGGUGAAUGGCGUUAAGCUUGGAAUCAAAGACCAUGACGGGUACACAGCUGCAGACCUCGCGGAAUAUAAUGGACACAUGCAUUGUGCUAAAUAUCUAAGGACGGUGGAAAAUAUGAGCGUGGAGCAUCGCGUUCUGUCACGAGAUCCAUCAGCAGAUAUGGAACUCAAGCAACAGGAUUCCGGGAUGUCCUCUCCGAAUACCACCAUGUCAGCACAGCCGGCACACUUCGACAUUGGGUCACCUUCUAGUACUCUAUCUAACUACGACUCCUGCCACUCCAGCCAAUCCAGUGUGGGAGACAAGAAACUGCCCCAACACACAGGUCCCAGGCCCCCUGAAACUGCAAUCACGGAUAUGCAGACUUAUAUGGACUUGUUAAAUCCUGAAGUUGAACCAAAUGCUACCAAUAAGGGAGAGUGCUCUGUUAUACCCCCGCCGCCACCUCCAGCAUUUCCACCCCCUCUACCGCCUGCUCCAGACUCUAGACUCCCGCCACCUCCAUGCUAUCCAGCGCCAAACCCCCCUGAGGGUCAGCACACGGCAGAGAUAUAUGUGCAGGCAAAGAACAAUCUUCGGCAUGUCGAGAGUGAGGUGCUGAACGAAGAGUUGAAUUCACGUGAGAGCAGUCCAGAAGGGCUUCGAAGGGCCGACUCCUGCAGGAAGUCAAGAAACUUCAAAAAACAACCCAGCACCGGAGAUUACUAUAAAUACAUAGGGCAGAACACGGCAGAUUCAUCAGAGUUUAGGAAGAUGGCGCACAGUGAGGAGGGAUCUCUUCUCUCAAAUGCAAGUGUGCACAAUGGUAAUGUCUCCGACAAUAAACCUAUAGGAAAUAUUCCACCACCUCCUAUCCCACCACCACUUCCAGAAAAUUUCUGUUACCCACCACCGCCUCCUCCGCUGCCAACAGAGGCCUCCGUGUCUAGUUCCAUGCAACGACGAUCGUCCAAUUCUACUGGAAGUACUAAAUCAUUCAACAUGAUGUCCCCAACGGGAGACAACUCUGAGCUUUUGGCCGAAAUUAAAGCUGGGAAAAGUUUAAAACGAACUCCACAGAGCAAAGGUCUAACAACGGUCUUCUCAGGCAGCGGACCACAAGGCAUAAAUGUGCAGUCAGAGGUUCCAUCUCCGACAACACCGCCGCCAUCAUCUCCUGCUACAUCCCCGACAAACACAGCAAUCCUUCCCAGUAAAGGGCCAAUAAAGUCUCCUGAGCCUCUCAUGAAUGGAAAUUCCACUCCGCCGGCCCUGGUGCAGAACAGCCAGCUUGAUAUCGAGUCUCUGAUCCCUACACAUGACGAGCAGGGAAGGGCGAUUCCAGAGUGGAAACGCCAGGUCAUGGUGAGGAAGCUGCAGCUGAAGAUACAGGAAGAGGAAGAGAAGAAACGCACGGAACAGGAGGAGGCAGCGCGCCUGUCUAGCAUGCCUGCAUGGCGGAGAGAGAUUCUCAGGAAGAAGAUGGAGGAAGAGAAAGAACAGAAACGGAAAGAGCAAGAAAAGUUAAAGAAAGAAGAGGCGGAGCGAGAGAAGGAGCAGUCUGAAAAGCUAAGAACGCUCGGCUAUGAUGAGACCAAGUUAGCGCCGUGGCAAAGGCAAAUUAUCCUAAAAAAAGGGGACAUAGCAAAACAUUAGUUGCAACAAAUUUUGUGUCCGUCACCGUUCACUGUCAAGUCAAAGUUUAUGUUGUCACCUGUUCAACGUGCAGAAGUCUUGGAAACAUUUCAUCAUCUCUAGAAGUCGCCGUCAGCCCACCUGGGGGAUCCGGACACCUGUGUGGACUGCGGGACCCAAGAUUAGUACAUUAUACAAAAAUAUUUCUGCGGAAUUCAAAAUUGUUUUUGUUUAGACCAUGCCCCAACUUAGGGGCAUCACAAUGAUCUUUUUAGAGCUAUUCAUAGGAGUAACAAAAUGUAGCAAUUUCUUUUAUUUUACUAGUUUCUGAAACUAUAUGGUUCUACCAUUGUCCCUAGUGGGCAGCUAAACCUAAAAUACAGGGUUCUUUGUAUUAAAGAGCAAUUUGUAACAUG